Racocetra persica is the source of this 355-nucleotide messenger RNA. The record is from the annotation of a GenBank genome assembly. NCBI's taxonomy places the organism in Eukaryota, Fungi, Glomeromycota, Glomeromycetes, Diversisporales, Gigasporaceae.
AUGCCUCGUCGUAGUCUUUCUGAAAAUGUUCAUCGUGCUCGCCGUAAUAGCAACAAUGCCUUAUAUGAGGCCUUGGGGGUGGUCCAAGAUGAGAAUAGUUGUUUAUUUCGGUUGGUGGCCUCACAAAGAAUAAGAAUACAAAGUUUAGAGACAGAGUUGGUAGAGUUGAGGACUAAUGCGGUUUCAAGAGUGCAGGAUGGGUGGAUGUUGAAGCAACAGUAUACUCGGUUAUUGGAAGAAAGAAAUAGGUUGAGGGCAAGGUUAGCAAAUGAUGAGAAGGAAUUAAGAAGGUUAAGGGCAGAGGAAAGAAGAAGGGAGAGAAAUAAUAAUAAUAGAGAUAGAAUGUCAGAUUUUG